Molecule: messenger RNA, 6272 nt
Organism: Cydia strobilella
Lineage: Eukaryota; Metazoa; Arthropoda; Insecta; Lepidoptera; Tortricidae
Gene: EMC1
Product: ER membrane protein complex subunit 1
Exons: 17
Coding region: 19-2769 (916 amino acids)
Biological process (GO): protein folding in endoplasmic reticulum
Cellular component (GO): EMC complex
Molecular function (GO): protein binding
Source: RefSeq, a predicted model, not a curated record
GAAGACAUUCAGGCCGAAAUGGGGGUGCUGUCAAUUCGAUUAAAACCUAAUUUUUUGGGUUUAUUGCGAUCUUUGAACAGUAUAAACUGGUUUAUUGUGUUUUUUAGCUUAAUUAACCUAUCCGAAUGUAUUUACGAGGAUCAAAUCGGCAAAUUCGACUGGCGUCAAACCUAUGUCGGGAGGAUUAAGUUUUCGCAAUUCGAUACAGUUUCAACGGCAAAGAAAAUAAUUGUCGCUACGGAAGAGAAUGUACUGGCGGCUUUGAAUUUGAAGACGGGUCAAGUGGUAUGGCGUCAUGUAUUCGAGUCAGCAUCUGCGGGAAAUAUCCAGUUGCUCCAUGUCAGCGAAAAAGUGGUGACGGUGACAGGAGCUAACCCAUACCUUGUGCGGGGAUGGGAUUCUAAUACUGGUAUUCUGCUCUGGGAAUGGUCCCUCACACUCCAGAAUGAUGACCAGGCUGUGUUCUCCGAGUGGUGGGUGCAGAACAACAUGCUGGUGCACAUGUUGCCUGUGUUCGGCUCACAGAUUGAGGUCACCAUGUACAACUUGAUGACAGGACAGAAUAGAGGGUCCACUUCCAAGUUACCUGCACUCUGGACUAAUGAUGGCUGCCUCCUGGCUGCACCGCAUUAUGUCUGUGCUUCCGGAAAAAUGGGCAGCAAUCUCCUCAUCUCCCUCGAUGUCACCUCCCAAGCCGUCCAGAUCAUCAGCAAGCCAGUCUCAAAUUACAUUGACAUCGAAAAGUAUUCCGGUAACAUCCGGCCAUUGGAUGGCAACAGUGUGCUGCCUGGCUUUAUACUUGAGGAUUCCAAGAUAGUCCUGAUCAAAGACCAUGAGUUUGAGGUGCUCAAUGUGCCAUUGGCCCAUCCAUUGGCGAGUGUAGCGAUUGUUGACGGACCUAGUGGAUUAAUAGUCCUGCAAGUUUGGGGUGAUAGUGUUAAGGGUCUGUCGAUGUGUGCACACUCGUUGUCCGGCGCGGAGGAGGCGCGCGUGCGCGCGGAGCCGGGCGCGCCGCGGCCGACGCUGGCCAGCGCGCUGUGCGCGCGCGGCGCUCGCGAGCAGCUCGCCUGCCGCCUGCUGCUCGUGGCCGAGGACGACGCGGCGCUGCUAGUGCAGCAAGGAGGUCGCGUGCUAUGGACGCGCGAGGAGGCGCUGGCGAACGUGGUGGCGGCGCAGUUCGUGGAUCUGCCGGUGUCGGACCUCGACGCGGCCAUCGAGGCCGAGUUCGACCACAAGGAAGCUGCCAAGAUGUAUGGUUCGGUGUGGGCAGCGUUCACUCGACGACUCCGCACGCAGUACCAGCAGCUGCAGACGCUACUGCGGGGGCUGAGUGGCGAGCGCGCCACGAGUGAGCCCUCGCCACUCGUGCGCGACUACUUCAACCUGCACAAGAUCAUCGUGCUGGUGACCCGCGCGGGCAAGAUAUUUGGUAUGGACAACUUAUCGGGUGCGAUCCUCUGGCAGCGCUACGAGCCGCAGCUGGACGCGGAGGACGCGCGCACGUUCCUGCGCCGCGCCGCGCGCCACCCGCCGCACGACGCGUGCCUCACUAUCGUCGGCAAGCAGGAUAACGGCAAUGGGCUGGUGAUCAACUUAAACCCGAUCCGCGGGACAUCGACGGGCGAGGGCACUGUGCCGCUGGACUCGCGGCUGCUGCAGGCCGCCGUGCUGCCGCAGCCCGACCGCGACGGGCUGCACGCGCUGCUGCUGCUGGACGCCGACGAGACGGUGCAGAUUUUCCCGCUUUCCGCGGCGCCGCUAGUCGAGAACAUGUUUAUCUACGUAGCGGAUAGAAAUACGGCCAAGGUUCAGGGCUACGCUCUCCGAUAUGACGGCAAGACUGUAGUAGCGGAGAAGACGUGGUCGCUGAACCUGGGCGGCUCCGAAGGCUCCGGGCACCGCAUCGCCUCGGUGGUGGGCAAGCGGGCCGACGAGCGCGUGCACUCGCCCGGCCGAGUACUAGGCGACCGCUCCGUGCUCUACAAGUACUCCAACCCUAACCUCGUGCUGUUCAUCUCCGAGGGCCCCGACCCGCUGCACAAGGACGUAGUGGUAGCAACGCUAGUGGACGGCGUGUCGGGCGCGGUGGUGGCCGCGCAGACGCAGCGGCGCGCGCGCGCCGAGCCGCUCGCCGUGCACUCGGACAACUUCGUCGCCUACGUGUACUACAGCGACCGCCAGCGACGCUACGAAGUCUCGACCAUGGAGCUGUACGAGGGCAAGCAGCGCUGGCUACCGGCCGGGGCGGCGUUCAGCUCGCUGCGCUCCGAACGCGCGCCCUCUGUGGAGCGCCAGACGUACAUCCUCACCGCCGCGCCCACCGCCGCCGCCACCACGCACACCGAGCGCUCGCUCACCGACAAGCACGUGCUGCUGGCAUUAUCGACGGGCGCCAUAGUGGAGCUACCCUGGGCGUUCCUCGAACCACGACGGUCGGCGACGCUGAGCCCGGAGCAGCGCGAGGAGGGCCUCAUCCCGUACGCGCCGGAGCUGCCGCUGCCGGCCGAGGCCGUCGUCAACUACAACCGCUCGCUGCACCGCGUCGCGGCGCUGUACACUGAGGCCGCCGGCCUCGAGAGCACCAGCUUAGUGCUCGCCACUGGGCUUGAUCUGUUCUACACUCGAGUGGCGCCCUCAAAAACAUUUGAUCUCCUGAAGGACGACUUCGACUACUAUCUGAUCACGCUGGUGCUCGCCGGCCUCGUCGUGGCCACCUACAGCUCCAAGUACUUCGCCUCACGGAAAACCUUAAAGAACGCGUGGAAGUGAUGCUUUGUAAAGAAAUUUUGACUGUAUAGCUGAAGCGUUAGGGUUGAAAUUUGAAUGAUAGUGUUGAUUCAUAUUUUGAGCGUCCGUAUUGAGUCUAUUCAUUAAGACGCGCAAGUAAUUGGACUGGAUUUGUGUAAACCCUCAGUUAGGGAAAUAUCAAAUAGGGUCAGGUUAGUAGGUGUUAUCCUUCUGAUACAUCGACGGGUAGUUUGUAAGGUAUAAACUACUCAAUGUUUCUCCGUUUUGUUACCCAGUAAUAGUAAGUAAAUUGACUUUGCACCAGCAAAGCCAAGCAGUUUGAUAGUGUGCAAUAUUUAUUAUCAAUAUAAAAUAAAUUCUUAAUAUUCCUUAUACUCAAAAUAACACUUUCAUAUACAUUAUCAAUGAAUAAAUUGUAUUUAUACCAUAGAAUAUACAUGAUACUAAAUAGCGUUACCGAGCACUGUUCGAAACACCAAAUCACCUUGUCUAACAACGCCAUAUAACUUCAUAUAAAUGUGUUUAUAAAGUGUGAUUAAAUUAAGCCUCACGACGGUGCAUUUACUUUAAAAUAACACUGCCAUCUAUACAGUCCAGAUUUCAUUUCCAAAGCAAUUAUCAAGGUAGAAAUGUAACCGCAAGUGUUCCAUAAAUUGAAGUUAAGAGUGUAUACCGUCAGGUGACAACCAGAACUCACUAGUUACCACCACAAGUUCAUAGCCAUAGUGAACCAUAUUAGGACUAAAAUAAGGUUGAUUCUUGUUUAAGAAUUUUUUAGUAAUUAGUGAGUUUUGUUUGUCACCUGACGAUACCUAAUAUAUUGACUUGUUUUGUUGUAGUGUAGGACGAUUUCAUGGUCACAGUGAAAGCUACGGACUAUUUCGGGGCGAAGCGAUAUUGAAAUAGAUGAGCGUUGUGAAAUGGGGCACAAUUCGACAUUGUUUUUUGGCAGAAAGUGACAUCGUUAUUCUUGUUAAUUAUUAGGAUAUCAAGAGAUUGGCCAUAUCAUAUAGCCAGGCCUUUUAUUUUCUAAGAAUUCGAAUUGUAUUUAUCGUCGUUCUACUUUUAGUUAAAGUUACGACUUGGUCACCUUGUCGGUAGUAAACUAGGGCAGUAGCUAGGAUGCCAAAAGAUGGUAUGUGCUAGUAAAUGGUAAAGUUGCAAGCAACCUACCCUAGGCACCUAGGCAGAACAAUGACUUGCAUAAAGGUAACUAGCUACAGUAUCCUUCUACCGAGUACCGAUAGCACCACACGCCACUGCUCGCUCUAAAUAAUACACAUGCGUACUUAAAUACAUUAAAAUACCACAGAGCCAGGAAGUAAUUGUGCGUAACACGAAUAUUUGUAUGCCUACUGAUAUGUGUAUUUCCGGCUUAAAACAAGCUGAAUUUGAGCCCCUCACAUGAUUUGGCCUUAUACUAUAGUAGCUGCCAAAAAUUACUAGAGCGAUAAAAGCAUGUGAAAUUAUAUUAUCAGUUUUUAUAUACAAUAUAGUAAAAUUGUAAUUUAGCUAGCCCAAUUUAAGAAUAUUUAGUUUAAGCUAUUUACUAUUGGCCUGAAAAAAUGAUUGGUUUCGAAUAGACAAAUAUUUAAUUUACUUUGCUAUCCAUUCCAAUAUGGUCCUAAUAUCUACUGAUUUAAGUAGUCAUAUUUUAAUUUGUGUGUAUAUUAUAUGCACCACUGACUAUAUUAUAUCUAAAAAAAUCUUUAAAAAAGUUAAGGAUACACGCACAGUCUUAACUGUUCUGCCUAGAUCGACUGUUCGUUUCUCUAUAUUUCAAUACCGCUCGUACAUAUUUGCCCAUUAAAAGGUAUAAACAUACUUUUUAGGGUUCCGUACCCAAAGGGUAAAAACGGGAUCCUAUUACUAAGACUUCGCUGUCCGUCUGUCACCAGGCUGUAUCUCAUAAACCGUGAUAACUAGACAGUUGAAAUUUUCACAGAUGAUGUAUUUCUGUUGCCGCUGUAACAACAAAUACUAAAAACAGAAUAAAAUAAAUAUUUUAAUGGGGCUCCCAUACAACAAACGUGAUUGAUUAUUUUUGUCGUUUUUUUGCGUAAUGGUACGAAACCCUGCGUGCGCGAGUCCGACUCGCACUUAGCCGGUUUUUUUAUCUUAGAAUGAUAGAUUUUGCUAAAAACUACUAAUAUUUUUAAUCAUUAUGGCGAUUUCUCAUUUAAUGCAAAAGAAGCCCCUUUUCCAAACAGACCUUCAACUGACAUUCUGUGAUUCGGGCUGCGCCGCAGAUAUUUCAACUUUAUGAACCUUGUUUGUAACAGAACAGGCGUAUGUACACUGUGAAAUGAUUUGUAACAGUUACUCGAUUAAGAUCAUCAUGGUAAUUAAGUCCCUUUGAUAAACUUCCUGUGAAAGUUUGAGUUUUAGACUAUAGUGGGAAAAUAUUUAUGAGCGGUAUUAUGGUUUUGUAUUUGUUUGGGUGACGGUAACUGCCUUCUUAUUUUUUAUUAUUUAACUAUAUUCAUGAGGUUAUAUAUGCUAUAGUCCCAAUAUAAAUCAAUUUAAAUUAUUCUUAAGCGAUAUUAGUCAAGUGCGGAAGAAGCAAUUAAAAAUAAUGAAAUGGUUAAAUUAACGUAAUUUCUAAAGAAGAGACGCGUUCCACAUAGAUUUUCGUACAUUGAUCCGACUGUUGCUAUCUUUAUUGCACUCGCAUAAUUAUAUAGCUGUCCCGCUCAUGAUGCCGGUUGUCAAUGUCAAUGUGCGAGGUUGACAGCAAUAUAAUUAUGCGAGUGCAAUAGAGAUAGUAACAGGCGGGUACAUGUACGGAAAUCUGUAUGGAACGCGUCUCUUCUUUAGAAUAAGAUUAUUAUGAUGGUUACACUUUGCUUAUUAGGCUCCCGCUCCAUACUUUCAUAUAAACAAAGAAUAAUUAGAUUGCACUUAAUUUUUUGUUUACAUUUUAUACUUACAACUCUAUAUAAAUCAGAAAAAUAUAAGUACAGAAAGAGUGGUAUAAUAUAAAUAAUAUAUGUACUCCAUACAUCAGUUCCUUACCAAAACGCGCUCGCAUUAUUUCGUAGCCGACAUCUAGCGUCAAGUAGCGGAACUCUCAGUACCGCUACUCGACACUGGUGCCGAAAGUGUCGCGACUAACGAAAAGUGUAUUGCUCAACAAUUUAUAACUAAGUUGAAAAUUGAGUUCCGGUUACUCUGGUUAUAAUAUUAGUUGAAAAUCGUUGAGCAUUAGACUUUUUGUUUGCCGCUACAUCUAUUGUCGAGUAGCAGUACUGAGAGUUCAGCUACUUGACGCUAGAUGUCGACUACGAAAUAAAGCGCGAAAACUGAUGUAUGCCUACCACUCUUUCUUUACUUAUAUUUCUCAGAUAUAAAUACAAAAAAUAGUGUAACUAAAUAUCACUCUUGCUCACACAAUACGUUGUUUUAGUGGUUAAGGUUAAGUAUUACAAAUUUGUUUAUUUAUGAAAUGUUUUUACGUUAAAUAAUUACGAUUAUUGUAUUUUAUCUUUACCCCACUACGGUACCUACAUUAUGUGACUCCCAUA